AAAAAAAAAAAAAUAAUUUAUUAUUAGAGCGAGAGAAUCUUUAAAUAAUGAGAAAUUAUAAAUUUACAAAAAAGUGGUUUGAACGACAUAUACCGAUGUGGGAAAAGACUUUAAGUGACUUAAAGAAUAAUAAUAAAAAAAUCAAUGUUUUACAGAUUGGAGUUUUCGAGGGAAGAGCAACCGUUUGGAUUUUAGAUGAAUUAUUUAAAAAUAUGGAGUCAAGGUUAACAACGAUUGAUACUUUUAAAAAUAUAUUCGUGAACUAUGAUUACGAGGAAACCUUUCGUAAAAAUAUCAAGGAGUCGGGAAAGGAUAGUCAAGUUGAUAUCAUCAAAAGUAAUCCUUCUGAUGCUCUUACAAAGUUGAAAUACGAAAAGAGUAUAAAAUUUGAUUUCAUUUACGUUGAUGGUUGUUCACUCAUUUCCUGUGAUGUAUUAAAUGACAUUAUCAUAUCAUGGAAUUUGUUGAAAGAAGGGGGGAUUAUGAUCCUUGAUAAUUAUGAGUGGGACUAUUUUGAAGAAGAAUUUAAUAAUCCAAGAUUAGCGAUUGAUUCUUUCUUAAGAAAUUUUCAACAACAUAUCGAGGUGAUCUUUAAGCGUUUCCAAGUAGCUGUUAAAAAAGUAGUUAAAGAAGUUCCUCGAACCCCUAGGGAUGAUAAGUCUCUUGAUUAAAGAUGAAUAGCUAGUAUACGAGCGUGAUAUAUAGUGGUAUUAAGGAGGAAUUAGUAUACGAGCGUGAUAUAUAGUGGUAUUAAGGAGGAAUUAUAUGUAUAUGUGGGUGUGUAUCCAAAUUAGUUGUAUAUUUUGUGUUCUUUUGUUAUAGAUCACGUAAAUAAAUUAUGUACAAAAAUUAUUUUCCCACAAUUUAUGAUAUUUAUUCCAAGAUCAAAGAUUAUUAAUUUUCUAGGAGUUCAUCAAUCCCAACUAAAUCGUUCCACAGAUUUUUGAUUUUCGUUUUCAACUUCCUAAAAAUUAACUUAUGUGGCUAUGCUAAUAUAU
This is a messenger RNA of Rhizophagus irregularis DAOM 181602=DAOM 197198, 998 nucleotides long. RefSeq lists its product as uncharacterized. Lineage: Eukaryota; Fungi; Glomeromycota; Glomeromycetes; Glomerales; Glomeraceae. The record is from RefSeq and is a predicted model, not a curated record.